This is a messenger RNA of Paramecium octaurelia, 1091 nucleotides long. The record is from the annotation of a GenBank genome assembly. NCBI's taxonomy places the organism in Eukaryota, Ciliophora, Oligohymenophorea, Peniculida, Parameciidae.
CGUAAAUACUUUAAAAGAUGAAAAAUAUCUAGGCAAUCUAAUAAUCAUAAAAUAUGAUUUAAAAAACUAGCUUGUCGAGAUUUGCUUAUGAAUUAGUAGAAAACAAAUCAAUUCGAUAAUAUAAUUUCUGUUGUUCCAUUAACAUUAAUCAUGAAAAGACCUUGUUAAUAGCCUCAGCAAAAUCUACAAUUAAUGUUUACAUAUUUAAAAUGGGAAGUGUUAAAUUACUCGCGAACAUGGGAGGAGAUAAGAGUUAUAUACAAGCCCUUAAAUUUGUAGAUAAGUCACAACAUUUUUUAUCAGGAUCUCAUAAUGGAUCUAUUAUUGUUUGGUCAAAAUACUUAUUUGCUAAUCCAAAAUACAUAUAACAAAUUAAAACUCAUUAAAGCUCGAUAGUUGCAUUGAUUCUUCAUCCAAUUUAUGAAAACUAAUUUAUAUCUGCUUCCAGUGGUUUUAUUGAAUUUUUCUAAUACUCAAAUCAUAGACAAUGGUUUAGCGUUGAUAAAAUAUCUGAAAUUGGUUAAAUUUUUGGAAUGUCUAUCAACAAGAAUGGAACUUAAAUUGUUACUUGUAGCGAAAAUCAUCGAAUAUAAGUCUUUGAAUAUCAGCAAUCAUUUUUACAGUAAAAAAAUACUUCAUCUUGGCUGCUAAAAUAAACAAUCAAUAUUAAAUAAUAGGGUUUUAGAGUUUGCUUUUUAGAUAAUGAUACAUUUGUUUUUUAACCUGCAACACAACUUUGGAAUGGAACAAAACAUAUGAAUUUAUAUAGAUUAAAUCAGUAAAAUUAAUACAUAAAAUAAAAUGCAAUACCUGUCAAAGGAGGUGGUUAACUUUGUGGGUAAAUUUUUCCUUCCUUGUAUAAUUUAUCUAAAUAAAUACUUCUAAUGAAGAAUGGAAAAUAUAUUAACAUAUUUAAAUAUGUUGAUAGAUCUUUUAAGUUAAGGUAUAAAGAAGUGUUAUCCUUUGGGACAUCGGAAGUGUCUGGUACUCUAAGUGAUGAUGGAGAAUACUUAAUUACUUGGGACAAAAAAUCAAGAUAGAUUUAAGUAAGAAUGUACACUGACUUAAAUGCAAAUAAAUAGUAGGAAUGA